GCAGGGAGGAGUGCAGCAAAGAGAGCGAGACCAGAUGAUGGGGAGAGAAAGAGGCAGGAUCUAUCAUGGUUAAUCCCUCAGCUCUGUCUGCGCCUUGACAAAGUGAUGCCCUCCAUGCAUACGCUCCCUUACGCUGAUUCUGAGGGUGAUAAAUGACAGUAGAGUAGAGAUUUGUUGUGAGACUGGGACAUCACUGAGUACUCCUAAACUUCACUUUGACUCCAUUCUGGUUUGGACACUGGAGAGACGUUUUUGGGACUCUGGAGUCACCGAUGCACCACUGCAAAUACCCUACAGUACUAGACUAUGAGACCGUCAUGAGACAUGCAUCACUACACAGCAACUACAAGAAAUCAAGAAGUGCAAUAAGUGUGUCUCCAAUUGAAGUCAUUUACUCAUCAUGUUCUAACUAAAGAUUCACCUCAUACUGCAACCUUAAUUACAAGAGGUUUCAGCAACCGUCUCAUUAUUCUCACGAAACUUAUCGGCAUACAAACUCAGUCAGUCGAAGCAGGCGAGCAUGGCGGACCGAUACCAGAACAACGUGUACCAUCAAAGUGGCGGUGACAGCUACGGGACGUAUGGAGAAGGUGCUGGAGAUGGUCAUGAUGAAUAUGGUUACCAGGCCGACUACCCUCCCCAGGAAGAGGACGCUGCCAGCGACGCGACUGAAGGUCACGAUGAGGAGGACCAGAUGUAUGAAGGAGAAUAUCAAGGAAUACCACAUCCUGACGAGGUGAAGGCUGCACAGAGAGCUGCAAGGGCUAAAUCUCGAGCUAGCGGUGCAGUCUCUGAACUGCAGGAGUUAUCGGAACAGUAUGAGGAUAUUAUGGAGGAUUGCGGCCAUGGAAAGUUCCAGUGGACGCUCUUCGUUGUGCUGGGCCUGGCUCUGAUGGCAGAUGGAGUCGAAUGUUUUGUGGUGGCCUUUGUUCUACCCUCCGCAGAGAAGGAUCUAUGCCUGUCCAAUGCGGAGAAAGGGAUGUUGGGUCUGGUUGUAUUCCUCAGUAUGAUGGUGGGAGCAUUCGUGUGGGGAGGCCUGGCGGACAAAGUUGGCCGUCGACGCUGUUUGGUUGUGGCAUUAUCUAUUAACUGCGUCUUUGUCUUCCUGUCCUCGUUUGCACAAAGCUAUGGCUUCUUCCUCUUCUUCAGGCUGCUGUCAGGCAUCGGUGUCGGUGGCACAGUGCCGAUUGUCUACUCGUACUUCUCGGAGUUCCUUCAGAUGGACAAGCGAGGAGAGCAUCUGUCCUGGUUGUGCAUGUUUUGGAUGAUCGGUGGGAUUUAUGCCUCUUUCACUGCCUGGGGAAUCAUUCCCAGAUAUGGUUGGGGGUUCAGUAUGGGCACAGAGUUCCAGUUCCACAGUUGGAGGUUAUUUGUUCUGGUUGCUGCUCUUCCUGCCGUCGCCUCUUUGGUCGGACUCACUUUCAUGCCUGAAAGCCCUCGCUUCCUGCUUGAGAAUGCUAAGCACGAUGAGGCAUGGAUGAUUCUGAAGCAGGUCCACGACACCAACUGGAGGGCUAAAGGACAGCCAGAAAAAGUAUUCACUGUUACACACAUCAAGGCUCCUAAGACAGCGGAGGAUGAGUUAAUUGAGAUUCAAAGUGCAACAGGAACAGCCGUGCAACGGUGGGCAGUCCGCUCGCUUACGCUCUGUAAACUGGUGCUGAAGAACGUAGCAUCUCUCCUGUCUGCUGAAUUGCGCUAUGCCACUCUCUUCAUGGCCGUUAUCUGGUUCUGCAUGGCCUUCAGUUACUACGGCCUUUCCGUGUGGUUCCCAGACAUGAUCAAGCACCUUCAGUAUGAAGAAUAUCAGUUGAAAGUCAAGGUGAUCCAUAAAGAAAAGGUGGAGAACUUUCACUUCAACUUUUCCUUGGAGAACCAAGUCCAUAAAGAAGGAGAAUACAUCAACGACAAGUUCAUCAAAAUAGAGCUGAAAUCCGUCAAGUUUGAGGACUCAUUGUUUGAAGACUGUCACUUUGAGGACAUCAGGUCCACCGACACUCUGUUUGAGAACUGCACCAUACGCAACACGUUCUUCAUCGAUACAGACCUGAAGGAGAAGUUCAUUGAUUGUAAAAUGGAAAACAACACCUUUGAGCACGACAAACAUGGAUGCCACCUGGACACUGUUGAGGAGAACGACGUCCUCAUAUAUUUGGUCAGCUUCCUGGGCAGUCUGGCUGUGUUGCCUGGCAACAUCAUCUCUGCCCUCUUCAUGGAGAAGAUUGGCAGAGUCAAGAUUAUAGGUGGCUCCAUGCUCAUCUCGGCGGGCUGCACCUUUUUCCUCUUCCUGAGCUUCAGCCAAUCUGCAAUCAUUGCUCUACAGUGUCUCUUCUGUGGCGUCAGUGUGGCUGCGUGGAACGGCAUCGAGGUGGUAACAGUGGAACUCUACCCUGCUUCUAAAAGGGCAACGGCUUUCGGCAUCUUGAACGCUCUCUGCAAGCUGGCUGCAGUUCUUGGCAGCUCCAUCUUUGCCAGUUUUGUGGGUAUCACCAAAGCCAUCCCCAUCCUGCUGUCCUUCGCUGCCCUGGUGUGCGGCGGCCUGGUUGCCCUCAAAUUGCCCGACACGCGAGAGAAGAUUCUCCAGUGAGGUCCGUGAAAGCGGGCGUUCAACAGGCGCGUAAGAGUUUGUGCUUGAUGUUGACGUCUCUGCUGCAGCACUACUGGACUCUUACUGCACUUUUAUUUCCAAAGCAAGAACAGAAACAGCUAACACCUUUAAGUAGUAAAAUGUCAUGUUUGUGAUGUGUUGUUGACAGUCAGGGUCCAUUGAUAGUUGUAAAAAAUAGGGAUGAUGCUCAAAUAAUAUCCGAUGUUGUUACUCAUGAUGACAAAAGGAUUUCUUUAUGAUUCCACCUGCUGCUCUGUGUUGAAUGCAUGAUGAGGAUUGACAUCACAACGUUUGUUGGAAAAGUCUCAAAGUUUGUCUCAGUGUAAACAAAAUAUAUUCCUAAUCAUUAUUUGCAAUAUUAACACUUACAACCAACUUACACUUAGUUAUUUUUCUUAUGCUUUGAACAAUGUCCUACUUUUUAAAAGCAGUAUGUGGUUCUAAUCAAAAUUUAAAUGAAAACUAUCAUAUAUUAAUAGCAAUGGCACUGAUUUGUUAGACAUGACCUUUCCAAGCAUCUGGUUCUCUACUAUUAUUAAUAAAAUGCAACAACAAAGAUAAAGUUCAUAUCUGUCAGAGAGGUACUAAUACAACAAUAUGUUUAUUU
Nerophis lumbriciformis (worm pipefish) is the source of this 3215-nucleotide messenger RNA. Its product is annotated as synaptic vesicle glycoprotein 2B-like. Gene Ontology annotation, cellular component: neuron projection; synaptic vesicle membrane. Lineage: Eukaryota; Metazoa; Chordata; Actinopteri; Syngnathiformes; Syngnathidae. The record is from RefSeq and is a predicted model, not a curated record. Gene Ontology annotation, biological process: transmembrane transport; chemical synaptic transmission. Gene Ontology annotation, molecular function: transmembrane transporter activity.